UCCACAGCAGAUGCGGAAGUGCGGCAUCGACGGAUGCAAUGGAUUGAGACUCAUCCAAUGCAAAAAUCCAGAUAUGUCUAGUUUAAACUAACAGGUGUUUAUGCUAAUUAGAUUAUCAUGGAGGCCCAGACAUUGACGUUAGGGGGUUUUAAGGUAAGGGUUAGGAUUAUGAUUAGGGUUUAAGGUAGGUUCUUGUCUUGGGCCUCGGUGGCAAAACUUAGUCAAUGCUCCUAGACAUGGAAAGUAGUAUUUGGUGUGUUGAUUUUAGUCUCAUGAUCAUGCACUGCUUUGUUGUCGGGCAAUGAAAGAAAGCACUGUUAACAUCUACAUGUAACAUUUAUCAGAUACAGUUGUAAAAUUACAACUAAAUUAAAGUCUUGUAAAAUUACAACUAAAUUACAGUAGUAAAAUGAUUCUAAAUUGGCAAUGGUGUGAUAAAAAUAGUGCCGACAUUAUAACUCUGUAAUGGAAACCAAAAAGCUAGGCUUUGGCUAACCAUAGAUUACAGCAUUAGUUAUGCAUGCUUAGAAGGAAGUGGACAGAGGGGGAAUUUUUUUUGACGAAAGGUAUGUAAGGGUGUCUAGCAGGUAAUGUGGUGUGUGGAAGGGAGGAGCUGAGAAAAGACAACAGAAGAGAGGGAUGUUUAGGAAGUAAGAUUGAGUCCAGGGUACCAACAAGAAAGCAUGGCCUUCCUCAGGACUCUUUGUGUGGUGACCAUAAUGGUGACAUUCCUGUCAAAAGGCUCUCAUUCACAGCUGAGUGUGUGCGGAACCCCUCCUCUUAACACUAGGAUCGUGGGGGGUCAGGAUGCUCCUGCAGGGAGUUGGCCAUGGCAGGCCAGUCUUCACAGAUUAGGCAGCCAUUUUUGUGGGGGAUCCCUCAUCAAUAAAGAGUGGGUGUUGACUGCUGCUCACUGCUUUUCCAGUACCGGUACAUCAAAUUUGCUGGUCUACUUGGGUCGUCUGAGCCAGCAGGGCUCCAACCCCAACGAGGUGAACCGGACAGUCACUCAGAUCAUCCGCCACCCCAACUACACCAAAAGUACCAGAGACAACGACAUGUGUCUGCUGAAGCUCUCCUCCACUGUGACUUUUACAAACUUCAUUCGGCCAGUCUGCCUAGCUGCACCAGGCAGCUCCUUCCAUGCUGGGGCUACUAGCUGGGUCACCGGCUGGGGCAGCAUCAGCAGUUUAGUGUCCCUGCCCUCACCACAGACCCUACAGGAAGUGGAUGUGCCAGUAGUGGGGAACAGGCAGUGUAACUGUAACAAUGGAGUUGGUUCCAUCACUGACAACAUGAUCUGUGCUGGUCUAUCAGCAGGAGGAAAGGAUUCCUGUCAGGGGGACUCAGGAGGUCCAAUGGUGAGCAAACAGGGUACUCGCUGGAUCCAGUCUGGCGUUGUGAGUUUUGGCAACGGGUGUGCCCAGGCAAAUCUCCCAGGAGUGUACGCAAGAGUGUCUCAGUACCAGACCUGGAUCAACACCCAGAUCACCAGUGACCAGCCAGGCUACGCCACCUUCUCCUCCAGUGGGACUGAUUCUGACCUCAGUGUCUCCUGUACUGGUCUUCCAGCCCCAUCCACCACCACAACUGCACCUACGACCACCACUACCAAAACAACUGCCUCUGCGACCACCACUGAAACCGUGGUGUGCGGCAGUGCCUCUUUGAACUCCCUUACUGGUGGGGGCUUGGCCUCAGGGGGAACCUGGCCCUGGAUAGCCAGUCUGCAGACAAACGGAACACACGUCUGCGGGGGCACAAUGGUGGCAGAGGACUAUGUCAUGAGCGAUGCUGGGUGCUUCUCCAGUCAGUCCGACGCCUCUCAGUGGACCGUGAUCAUGGGUCGUCUGAAGCAGAACGGCUCCAACCCCAACGAGGUAACCCUGAAAGUCAUCAACAUCACCAUGAGCAACUUGACGGAGAACAACGUGGCAAUCCUCCGACUGGCCAGCCAACCCACAUUGUCUGACUACAUCCAGCCUAUCUGUGUGGACCAGGGAAGCAGCACCUUCAGCAUAGGGACUCAGUGCUGGGUGGCUGGCUGGGGCAGGGGCCAGGGUGGAGCCGAACAGAACUUGCAGCAGUCCCAGACCUCUGUGGUGGAUUGUGAGAGCUCUGGCUCCUCUGAUAACAUCUGCACUGCUGCCUUGGACCUUCGACAGGGUGAAGGGGGUGGUCCUCUGAUGUGUAAGCAAGGUGAUGCAUGGUACCAGGCUGCUGUGUUGACUGUCGACAGCAGCAACAAGACCAGCUCCAGCAAAACACGAUGGAGCCGGAGUCCUCGCUCCUCCAACAUCCAGGUCUUCACCAAAACCGCUCGCUUCCAGAAUUUCCUUCAGACUACUGUGGGCACGUUCCCUUCACCCGUCACAGCCAGAACCCCCAUCAAUGACACCAACAAUGCCAACAGCACAACUGUCAGUGCAACUACCGCUGUCGUUACUUCUGCCAGUGGGGCAACUCUGGCCCACUCAUCCCUGGUCCUACUCUUCUUGUCUCUCUCUCUCCUACUGUCUCUUGGUCAAGCCUGAUGCCGCUGAGGAUUUUAUUUUAUUUCGAUCUCUUUUAGUCCCCAUUUGGACUAAUUUUCCAAGAGUCCUUAAAUAUUAAAAUACAAUUUAUAUACGAACACAUUUUCACAUAUAACACACUAUUACAAACAUACAUAAUAUACUAACGUAAUAAACCAAUAAAUAAUCAAUCUAAAAAAUAUGGAUUCUUCAUCUACUGUGAUCCCACAAUAUUUCUGUGUAUUAUAUUUAAAUUGUUUUAAAAUAAUGUUUAAAUUUAUAUAUUGAAAGGUUUCUGGUUUGCUCAGUUAAUUUAUUCAAUUUCUUUAUUGCUCUAAAUCGAAAUGUUCUUUUGCCUAUUUCUCUUUUCUGUCUGGAUAACGCAUAGAUGGUGGACAAUCUAUUCCUAGUAUUUACGGAAUGUCUUUCUCUUACCAACUGAUUACCGUUGUGAAUUGUACUUGGCCGUUUUAAAUGAUGUAUAUUAUGAAAUAAAAUAAGCAUGUUUUUUUCAAUUAUCUUGUCGAUUGAUGACCAACCAAGAACAUUGCGUAUGACUGCAACAGAAAAACCAUAUCUCCACCGUAAAACAAUCCUUGCUGCUUUGUUCUGUGCAGUCUGCAGCCUCCUAACUUCACUUGAUGAUGCAUUUCCCCAGACCACAGAACAGUAGUUCACUUGACUCUCAAUUAAAGCUUGUGUUAUUUGCUUAAGAAUUUUUUCUGGUAAAUAUUUAGCUAUCCUUCUGAUUAUACAUGCUGUUUUAAUAUUUUUUUUACAUAGAUUAGUUAUUUGAGAUGACCAUGAUAAGCAGUUGUCUAGCUGCACUCCUAAUAGUUUGGUUUCUGCCACUUCUUCAAUUUGUACUCCUCCCAUACUUAGUUGUAUUCCAUGCUGUUUUGGCCUUUUCCUAGUGGAACAGACCAACAUAACUUUGGUUUUCUUGGUGUUUAAAAGAAGUUUAUUCUGGCAAACCCACUCCCUAAUAUUCUCCAAAUCUCCUUGUAAAGCUUGCUGUACCUGUUGAACCGAUUGUCCUGCUGCAUAAAUUGUAGUAUCAUCUGCAAAUAUAGUAGCUUGAGUUUCAGCUAGGGCAUAGGAAAGGUCGUUGGUAUAUAUUAAAUAAAGAAGUGGCCCAAGGCAGCUGCCCUGCGGUAUUCCACAGCUUAAAGCAUGAGGGGAAGAAAAUGAACCAUUGAUAUAGGUGGACUGUUUCCUGUCAGUUAGAUAUGACUGUACCCAAUUCAAUGCUGCCUCCUUAAAACCAUAGUGCAUUAAUUUUGUCAAAAUUAUCUCAUGAUCCACUAAAUCAAAUGCUGCACUGAAAUCUAAAAAUAGUACCCCCACAAACUUGCCAUUAUCCAUAGCAUUGAGCCACUGGUCAGUCAUGUCAACCAAUGCAGUGGUAGUGGAAUGAUUUUUGCGAUAAGCAUGCUGAUUGGCUGUAAUCAGAUCAUUAUUUUCCAUGUACUCCCAUAUUUGUCUACUCACAAUACCCUCCAAUAUCUUACUGAGUGUAGGGAGUAGACUAAUUGGUCGACUAUUGGCAGGAGUAGCGGGUUCUUUGCAGUCUUUUGGAAUAGGACAAAGUUUAGCAUGCUUCCAUACAUUUGCAAACAUCCCCUUUUACAGUGACCAAUUAAAUAUGUAUCUCAGUGGAACUGCAAUCUGGGGAGCAGCACAGCGAAGCAAAAAAUGGUCCAUAAGAUCAUAACCUGUAGAUUUCCCAUCAGGUAAUGACUUCAAAAGGUUUAACACCUCCUCCACUGACACCGUUUGCAGACUAAAAGAGCAGAUCUUGUUGCUCAUAAUAUGAUCAUCAAUCCAUUGGACAAUAGCUUGUUUGGAAGAAUGUAUGUUUACAUUGUUGCUCAGUAAAUUCAUUUUCUUUGUGAAAUAAUCUGCAAAGUGAUUGGCAAUAUCAACGGGUUUUGUUAUUAUUCUCCCAUCAACCUCCACACUAGAUGGGCAUGAUGAGAUAGAUGUACCAAGUAAACCCUUAACUGUAUUCCAUACCUUUUUAGAAUCAUUUUUACAAUCAAUAAAAGCAUUGUUCGAAAAAUAACUUUUUUUCCUUUUAUUCAAUUUAACUGCAUAAUUACGCAAUGUUCUAUAAUUCUGUUCAUCAAUUUCUGAUUUUGAUUUGGCUGCUAAGACUUUUAACAUAUUUCUUUGAGAAAAAGCCUCACCCAGUUCAUCAUCAAUCCGUGGAGAUGGACGAGCACCAACUGUACUCUUUCUUACUGGGGCAUGAUGGUCCAUUACCUCAGUGAGCAAAUCAAUAAAACAUUCUGUAGCGUGAUUUAAAUCAUCCUCUAGAUAAAUCAUCUCCCAGGGUACAGCAGCCAAAUCAUUUAGAAAUAGCUCAUAAUUAAAUGUUUUAAAUAUUCUCUUGACCACAAUCCUAGGGGGUUUCUUUGGAACCUUGGUGUUCAUGGUUAUGGUCACAAUAUUAUGGUCUGUCCAGCCCACUGGCAUUGAUCUGGCUUUUAAGCAUUGCGAUGGUAUAUUACAGAAAAUCAGAUCAAUGCAUGUGUUUGAAAGAUGACCCAACUUAAUUGAUGAUCUAGUAGUAUCAUUAACCAUUUGUUUCAAACCACAGUUCUCUGCAUAUCUCAUCAAUUUUGUUCUAUUUGAAUUAUUGUGAUCCUUCCAAUUUAUAUUAAAAUCACCCAAGAUAAAUACAUCUCUGUUGCUAUCUGUGGCCUCGUCAAAACCAGUGCAUAAGUCAUCCAAAUAGGACACCUUAGAGCUAGGAGGUCUAUACACACAUCCUACCAAUAUGGAGGAGUCAUCUUUAUGUAAACCUCUGGCAAUAGGAUCUAAAUGUGCUCUGUUUGAAGUAUGUACCCUUGCGCUUAAUAUAUUGCUGCUCUAGAAUAUUUUGGUGAGUUUAAUCUUGGUUAACCCAGAACUAAAAUCUUGCUUAAUUUGGUCAGCUGCGUGAUUUAGUUCUGGGUCCAUGUGUUUGAAAUUGAGAGUUUGGGUUUGCGAUGUCUCCACCCUUUGCAAAAGGAAACUCUCAGCCAAAGCACUGAAAUUUAAGCACCGCCUUCGCCCAAUCCUGAUACGUCCAAAUGAUCAGUGAGGAAAACCUAAACAUUGUAACUACUGCUGCUCGUUAUCCGAUGAAUCCCAUUCCGUCACAACAGAUUAUUUGGUUUAUGUGCAGGAUUUGUCCACAAACAAUGCCUGGUCUAACGCUGUCUACUGAAAAACAGAAGGUUUAUCUCAUCUAAUUGUUUAUUUAUUCUGACUGGAUUGAAAUAUGAAACUGCCACUGUAAUCAGUUUGAGCUCACAAGUAUUCUCUCUUUGUAGUCUAUUAUCAAGUCUAUGCAGGUCAGUAUUUCAUGUUAUGAGACAGAUCAGGAAAUGAUUUAUUUAAAUGUAAUGACUUGAUCUACUGUUGCAUCUGGAAAUAAAAAUGAUGAAUGAA
Salmo salar (Atlantic salmon) is the source of this 5951-nucleotide messenger RNA. Its product is annotated as polyserase-2. The record is from RefSeq and is a predicted model, not a curated record. Gene Ontology annotation, molecular function: serine-type endopeptidase activity. Gene Ontology annotation, biological process: proteolysis. NCBI's taxonomy places the organism in Eukaryota, Metazoa, Chordata, Actinopteri, Salmoniformes, Salmonidae.